Carassius carassius (crucian carp) is the source of this 1437-nucleotide messenger RNA. RefSeq names its product CMRF35-like molecule 1. The transcript is spliced from 9 exons. Bases 107 to 1066 code for a protein of 319 amino acids. Lineage: Eukaryota; Metazoa; Chordata; Actinopteri; Cypriniformes; Cyprinidae. The record is from RefSeq and is a predicted model, not a curated record.
CGCCCCAGUGACAGCAUUCAUCCAUUUGAAAAGAUUUAUGUAAGGGGAAGAGGGAAGUCAAGACACUCAAGAACAGAACAACUCAAGAUACAGGAAGAGAAACACAAUGAACGCAUACGUGAAGACAAACACAUUCUACAUUUCAAUCUGGUUUUGGCUCAUUUUAGGUGUUGAAAGCUACAGCGGUUGGUCAAACCAUGUAUUAACUAUUUAUCCUGGAGGAUCUGUCACCAUCCCAUGUUAUUAUGACAAGAAAUACACACAGCAGAAGAAAUCCUGGUUCUCAGAGAUUGAUAAAACAUACACAUACACAAACACAACAGAGCAGAAUCUGUCAGUAAUUGAUCAUCCUGAUCAGAGUCUCUUUACUGUGACUAUGAGAAACCUGCAGAACAAACACAAUGGAGUUUAUUAUUGUGUUGUGGAGACUGGAGAACAACCAUCGAAAAAUAUAAUAUACGAGUGUCAACUCAUGAUUCAGUCUGCUCCUGAUGUAUCUUUGAUGAUCAGCAGUGUAUCUGGACAUGAAGGUGGUGAUAUCAGUGUUCAGUGUCUCUACAGUUCUGGAUAUCAGAAUAAAGUCAAACAGUGGUGCAGAUAUAAAGAUCAGAGAUGUUACACAGUGGGGAGGACUGACACAUCCCAGAAUUCAUCAGUGCAGAUCAGAGAUGAUGAUGGGAGAAGAUCUUUCACUGUGCUGAUGACUGGACUGAGACGGACUGAUUCUGGCUGGUACUACUGCUCUGCUGGAGGCGUAAUUAAUCCUGUUCACAUCACUGUAACGGAGGCAGAACCAGGCACUGUCAGUGACAAAGAAAAUCAAACAGGGAUUUUCAAGAAACAUAAUAAUGAAACAAAAUACACUAAGGAGACACAAAAUAAUGGACUCCUGAUUGUGUGGCUUCUUCCAGCUUUAGCAGCACUUCUGCUGUUAUUGAUUCUGGUCGGUGUUUUCACCUGGAGAUGGAGACGGAGACCCAAACAAGAUAAACCUCACAUCAGAGGGAGAAACGGCAGCAGAACCACUGACAUGAUCUUCUCUAAACCUGAAGAUCCUGUGAUAUAAAUCACUUUAAAUAAUGAAAUCCCACAUGAUCCCAUUAACGACGUAAUCUACUACAGUACUAUUGAUCAUGUUCCUCGGAGUGAAGCAAUGAAGUCUCCAUCAGGUGAAGCAAUAUACAGCAGCAUAAUAUACAGCACUGUGGCUCCACACUAACAGCAACAGAGAGAAUAACACAAGAACAGACCAAGAGAAACACAAUCAGACUGUCAUCACACACCUUUCUAUUUUCUUAAGCUUGUUUUGAUUAAUUUGCUCAUGUGAUGUGAACCUAAUAUUUUAUUUUAAAAUUCCUAAUUAUAUUUCCAAAAGGACCUGUAUGAACAGAUGUGAGGGUCAAGACUAUUAAAAUGUAAAAACAUAAUUGUAAAUGA